Cylicocyclus nassatus is the source of this 1946-nucleotide messenger RNA. Lineage: Eukaryota; Metazoa; Nematoda; Chromadorea; Rhabditida; Strongylidae. The record is from the annotation of a GenBank genome assembly.
AUGGCUGAGUACGAUAUUCCCUACGACUACUUCGACUACAUCAUUGGGCCCAUUGGUUUAAGUGGCGUCGAAGGUUCUGUCGUACGGGGAGAGAACGAGGUUGUACGCAACAUGGCCGGGGAUUCGUAUACAGAUGACCAGCUGCACUUAGCUCGUACACGAUCACGUUCGGCUGAGAGCUUGGCCCCUUCUCGUAAAGCAUCUGCUAUCUCCCUUGAGCCGGCGAAACCGAGUCAAAGUCAGAAUCAAUCAACGACUGCUCCGGAACGUUACGACAUCACCAUCAGAUUCCCGAAAAUGUACGAUACAGGAAGUGUUUUCCGUGUGAAAUGCUGCAGGAAGGUAGAAACGCUGGUCAACUUCCUCUUGAACUUGCUGGAAAGAAUGGAAAGACUAGAUAAGAAGCACAAUCUAACUGGAGAUCAGAGUCUAAACGACUUCGUGAAAAGACUGAUCUUGCAUACGGCUACCGGACAUCUAAGCCCCGAGGGUUUCGCUCAUUAUCUCAAGGAGAUCCAAGAGCAGUCCAAUGAGCUAUUCUUCAUCAAUUUCCUCAAAGCAGCGUUUCCUCGUCUCGCGCGUCGUUUUCUCAAAGGAGAUGUUGCCUUCGAGCCUUUCAUACCCGCACAACCUAUGUACGAUCCGCACUUUACCUACAUCACUUACGAUGGACAUUUUCUAUACGGUGUGUACCAGGAGUACUACGAUAGACUAGUACAGAAUGGAGAAGCUCCGCCUAUUCCACAGUGGAUUGUGGAACGCCUGCCAGAGUACAAUGUCGAUAGCGAUGAUGAGGACGAACCAAUGACAACGGGAAGUGAGGAUUCCAGUGCUUUUACGCGCGAACCCCAGCCACUGCGCAUUUUCAAGGGAUCCAUGCAUGAACAUUCUUUCCUUGAUCCUAACAAGGUUCGAAAUCUGUUUAGGAACACGCUGAGGGAGCACUGUGUUGUUGAAGAGGAGGCUAUUUUGGUUUUGACCGAAGCAGCUCAGAAUCGUGCGCGAGACCUUAUCGUGGACUGUGCGGAGAUUGCAAAGCAUCGAGUGUCUUCUGAAAUAGAAUCGGCGGUUGAAGACGAAAGUAGUCUUGCACGUGCCAAGAACAAGUCAGCGAAGAAAAGAAAUAGAGGAAUUGAAAGCUGUUAUAAAUCAAGGAAAUUGGUCGUAAAACGUAAACAGCUCGCCAAGAAAAAGUUAGAAGAAGAAUCCAGAUGUUCGAAAGAGGAUUCUAUCGAAUCACCUGAUGUUGGCAACGCAAAGAAGGCCUCCCAUAAAAAGCGCAUUCCCGUUGUGAAAGUGAUUGCUCAGGACAUGCAAGCGGUUCUACCAACAUACGAAGUAAGACUGUGCGAUCUGUCUGUACGACAACAUCAAACUACAAUGGAUUCGACUCCAGCAGAAAACAGUCUCGCGAUUAAGGACAGAAAAGUCAAGGCUAAAUCUGCGAAGAAAAGAAAAGGACAAGAAAGUUACUAUAAGUCAAGAAAGCUGUCCAGGGCAUGUAAACUACGCGCCAAGAAAAAGUUGGAAGAACGACCAAAGGGUGCGGAAGGGCAAUGUGCAGAAGAUUCUCUUGAACUUCCUGAUGUGUUACCUGAUGCUGGUAACAUGGGCGUGGCUAAGCCCCCUGUGGAAGUGACUGCGCGAUUUCUUCGAGAGAUUGCUGAUGAGUUGGCAUCCUUGUCAAACAUAGGUCAUGCAGUAGCAGCAAUCGCCGAGGGACCUGACGACAUAAUCAAAAUAACCAGAGAGGGAAUUGUGUCUUGCACCCCGGGGCGUGCUAGUGUACCCGCUGAACCACGAGAUCAGCCAGCAUGGAACAGAAAUAACACUUUUGUCCAGCAAAACUAAUGCAUUACUAACUUAGUUAUUUCGUUGUCAAUUUUGUAAUGUAUAACACUCAGUUUUGCAUUAUGUUUACUCAUUACUCUCAACACUAUUUUGAC